Molecule: messenger RNA, 967 nt
Organism: Condylura cristata (star-nosed mole)
Lineage: Eukaryota; Metazoa; Chordata; Mammalia; Eulipotyphla; Talpidae
Gene: BEX3
Product: nerve growth factor receptor (TNFRSF16) associated protein 1
Exons: 2
Coding region: 367-705 (112 amino acids)
Biological process (GO): signal transduction
Cellular component (GO): cytosol; cytoplasm
Molecular function (GO): signaling receptor binding
Source: RefSeq, a predicted model, not a curated record
CGUCCAGCGCGGGGCUCAGAGCGGCGGAUCGCGGCCGCCUCGCCCCACGCCCCGCAUUCCUGGGAACGCGAAUAGUAGCCCCCGGGGGGCGGGGAUGCAGGAGGGCAGCAGCGCAAGAAAGGGCGACGGGAAAUCAGUCCCGAGUGCACGAGAAGACGGCUACUGGGGGUGGGGAUGGGGCCCGCGGGCUGGGGCCCAGAGGCCGCGUCGCGUCCAGCGCUCGGCCUCUACCGCCCUGCGCCCCCCACCCGGCCCUCUGCAGGUCUGCGGGUCCCAGCAUCGCAGCAGCGCGCCCUGGGCAAGAGUCUAGAGGAGGAAACAGCAAGGAUAGGCCCAGAAAAACAACCAGGAAAAUAAAGUCUCAUCAUGGCAAAUAUCCACCAGGAAAACGAAGAAAUGGAGCAGCCCCUGCAGAAUGGAGAGGAAGACCGCCCUUUGGGAGGGGGUGAAGGCCACCAGCCUGCAGGAAAUAAUCGGAGGGGACAAGCUCGCCGACUUGCCCCUAAUUUCCGAUGGGCCAUACCCAACAGGCAGGUCAAUGACGGGAUGGGUGGAGAUGGAGAUGAUAUGGAAAUGUUCAUGGAGGAGAUGAGAGAAAUCAGGAGAAAACUUAGGGAGCUGCAGUUAAGGAAUUGCCUGCGUAUCCUUAUGGGGGAGCUCUCGAAUAAUCAUGACCAUCAUGAUGAAUUUUGCCUUAUGCCUUGACUCCUGUCAGUUUCCAUGAAAUUAAUACUGUGAGUGCCACUGCCACUGUUCUUUCCUUUUCCCGUGCGGUUUCCUGAUAAGCCUUUACUGAUCAUUUGCUGUGAACCUCAUGUAAUUUUAAUUUCCAUGUGUCAGGUGGGUCCUGUGUUAGCAGCUUCUAAUUGGAGAUCGCCUUUGCAGCAGUCUUAAGUUUUUCUGUCAAUAAUAGUUAAACCCAUUUGCAUGGAAAAAUGUAAAGUUAAUAAAGCAAUUAAAAAGCAGA